Adineta steineri is the source of this 4282-nucleotide messenger RNA. NCBI's taxonomy places the organism in Eukaryota, Metazoa, Rotifera, Eurotatoria, Adinetida, Adinetidae. The record is from the annotation of a GenBank genome assembly.
AUGUUUGAUGUGGUAGAUGAAGAAUUAACUGAGGAUAAGCAUCAAACACAUUCACCAAACGAUCGUGAUAAUAAUAAUACAACAAACGAUUCACAUAAAUCAUCUCAAGAAUCAUUACAUUUAUCAUCAAUGCAAUCAUUAACUGUAAAUGAUGAUACAAAUCCACCACCAUCAACAACAACAACAUCAAAAACUUCACAAUCAUUAUUUGCGAAAUUAACUGAUGCGAAGAAAACUUUAUUUGGUCGUACAACUGCUCCUGAUCCAUCAUUUUCAUCAGCUACACAAAAUAAAGCUUUAUUAACUUAUAUUCUCUCUGAACCUCAACCACAAUUAGAUAUUAUACAAGAAUUUGAACGUAAUGGUGCACAAUUAAAUUGUAUUACUGAAGAAGGAAAUACUGUAUUACAUUUACUUGCACGUGCUGAAAUACAUUCAACUGAAUGUAUUCAUAUUGUGGAAUAUUUAACAAAAAAAGGUGGUUGUGAUGCUAAUAAACAAAAUGAUUAUGGAUGGACAGCAGCUCAUUAUGCAUUAGCAACACGUAAUACUGAUUUAGCUUUAUUCUUACUUAAAGUUAUGGAUGAUGUUAAUGUUCCAACAUUUGAACGGCAUUUUGAUUAUCCAAGUCAAACACAUCUACUUCAUGUUGCAGCACAUAAAAAUGAUAGUUUAAGUGUACGUUUAUUAAUAAAAAAUUAUAAAGCUCGUAUAAAUGUUUUUGAUGAAGAUGGUUUAACACCAUUACAUAUAUGCUGUUACGAUGAUAAUAUUGAAGCAUUAAAAGCUUUAUUAGAAAAUGAUGCUGAUUUUCAAAAAGGUACACGUUUAAAUCCACUUGAAACACCUGUAUGUAUAUGUGUUAAAUAUCAAUAUGAUUCAUGUUUAAAAGCAUUAUUUGAUUUAACAACAAAUUUUAAUUGGAAACGUUAUUUUUCUCAAUUACCACGUUCACCAUUAUUAUGUGAUUUUCCUAGUAUAAAUGCUAUUGAAUUACUUGUUGAACAUUCACUUGAUAUAAAUGAAUGUGAUGAACAUGGUAAUACAUUUUUACAUUAUUUAGUUAAUAAAAAAGAAAUUGAUUAUGAUAAAUAUGUUGAAAAAUUAAUUGAAACAUCAGCUGAUUUUAAUCGACAAAAUUUACUUGGACGUACACCAUUUCUUGAUGCAUUAGAACAAAAUAAUUUUCAAUUACUUGCCGUUUUUCUUCGUCAUAUUGAAGUUACAAAUAUAAAUAUACUUGAUCCAUUUUUAAAUACAGCUUUACAUUAUUGCAAAUAUUUAGAUGAAAAAUUUAUUUAUGAUAGUGUUUUAACAUCAAAUCCAACAUCAUUAAAUGCACAAAAUCGUGAUGGACAAACACCAUUACAUGAUGCAAUUAUUUGUGAUAAUUAUUCAUUUGCACAAUAUCUUCUUCAACAUAAUUGCGAUGUUAGUUUAACAAAUAAAGAAGGAAAUACACCACUUCAUUUAGUUGCAAGAGAUGAUAAUAUACGAAUGUAUAAAUUAUUAAUGAAAUAUGCCCAAUUAGAUUUAACUAUAACAAAUCGUAUGGGUAAAACACCAUUACAUUUAGCAUGUGCAAAUGAAAAAGCUAAUGUUGCAGCUUUAUUAAUUAAUAAAAUGAAUACUGAACAAUUAAAUGCAUUAGAUAUACAAGGACGUACACCAAUACAUGAAUGUGCAGAGAAUAUUAAUGGUGUAUUAGCAAGAUAUUUAAUUCGUCAUGGUGCAGAUGAAAAUUCAAAAGAUAUACGAGGAAAUACAGUUUUACAUUUAACAGCAGAAAAAGGUAAUGUUGAAUUAGUUCGUACAUUAAUUAAAUCAUCAAAUGUUGAUAUUAAUCAAUUAAAUGCUGAUAAUCAAUCACCACUUAGUUUAGCUAUAUUAUAUAAUCAUGAUGAUGUUAGUAAACUUCUACUUAAUGAACAAAAAAUUCAUAUACAAUCAACUGAUUUAAAAAUGGCUAUGCAAAUGAAUAAUUAUGAAAUGGUACAAUUAUUACUUGAAAAAGAUCGAAAUUGUUUAAAUGUACGUUCUUCAACACAUGGUGAUAUGAUUAUUCAUACAUAUAUGAGAUUUAAUUUAAAUAAUUCGAUUUGUCUUGAAACAUUACUUUCAUUUAUUUCCGAUAAUGAAUUAUUAACAUAUUUAUCUGAAUGUAGUUUAACCAAUGGCGAUAAUUUACUUCAUAUAGCAGCUCGUGAAGAUACACCAAAUGCUUUAAAUUGUUUUCUUAAUAUAUCUCGUGUGAAAUUUUGGUUUUGGGCUAAUAUGAUGUUACGAAAAAAUAAUGAUGAUAAAACUCCAUUGGAAUUAGCUAAUGAUUUUAAACAUUAUGCUAUUAUUAAACAAAUUAAUUCAAAAUGGAAAGAAUCUUAUGAACAUUUAUCACAUUCAUUACGCGAUGGUCAUUGUGGUGUAUCAUCAACAGGUGUUACACAAGCUAAACGACAAUGUUUUCAUUGUCAACAAACAGGUUUCAUACAAACAACACAAGGACAUCUAAGACCAUGUGAAAAAUGCAAUAUUUGCUUAUAUAAAUCACUUGAUAAUAGUAUGCAAGUUUUUCUAGCUUUAUUAUUCAGUGAUGAAUCUAGUACAAUCGCACUUGAUAUAAUGGAUUCAUUAAUUGUUGUUAAUGAAGUACAAAAAGCUGUUCAUCUUUAUCUCGAUCAUAUCGAACCAUGGGAAGAAUUUGAUUCAAUUGAUUCGAAUGAUUCAUCAAAUCUUAUUGGUGAAUUAGUUAUGGCUUCUGAUAUACGAAAAAGUAAACUUAAAACACAAAAUAAAGAUAAAUCAAUAGCAAAUCCAUCAUCAAUUAAUAAAUUAGUAGCAUCAUCUCAAAUUAAUAAUCCUGCAAGUACACCUUUAUUAAAUGUUCCAUCUAACGUACCACGACCAUCAAUUACACAUAAAUUUCGACCAGAUGGUACAUUAAUGCGUCCAAUAACGCCAUUAGAAGCUAUUUAUUAUCAUGAACGUCUUGAUUUAAUAACUCAUCCACUUAUAAAAGGUUUAAUUAAAUGGAAAUGGGAUAAUUUUGCAUCACAACAUUUUUAUAUUGGUUUAGCACUUGAAGUAUUAUUUCUUAUAUCAUGGACAUGUAUUUCAUUAAUAACACCAUUUCCUAUUCGUUAUGUUUAUCGUUUUCCAUAUGAUAUAUGGCGUUGUAUACUAUGGGCAAUAAGUGUUGGUUUUCUUAUAUGGAAAAUAAUUCAAGAAAUGUUUGAUAUAACAUAUGCACGAUUACGUUAUGAAGAUUUUCUUAUUUGGGAAUCGGAACGAACCAAUACUCGAUUAGAUUUAAUGUCAAAAAAUACAUAUAAACCAAAUACAACAGGACAAUCAUCACAAUUAGAUGUGAAAAAAAUUGGUAGUGUAGCAAAAUUAAAUGAUGAUACUGGAGAAGUUGAACAUAUUGUUAUAAAUGAAUCUGCACCAAUCAUAUCAAAUAUACGUUCUCAUCAUUCUCAACAUCAUCCAUUACCACCGAAUAUACCAACAAUUAUCAAAGGUAAACCUAUUGAAACUCAAUUAAUACAACAAAUACCUGUUGAUAUAAUUGUUAAUUCAUCUGAUUCAUCGAAUAAUCCUUCGAGUAGUGUAAAAAGAAAAACAGUACCUGCACCUUCUGUUGAUAAUCCAUUUCUUUCAUCAUCAACAUCACCACGGCGAGCAUCGCGAAUUGCUCGAUUUGCUCGACGUUUUCGAGAUCGUGCAAGAACACGUAUUAAAUCUUAUUAUAUGUAUUAUUCAUUAAAUAAUUUAUUCGAUUGGAUUAUUUAUAUACUAUGCAUACUCACAACAGUAACACAUGGUAUUGAUAUAAGUGGACAUACAGUAAUACGUGCACGUAUACAUAUGUAUAUUGCAUCAGUUACUGUUAUAUGUUUAUGGUUUCGUUUCAUGGUCUUUUUUCGAACAAUAAUUAUAUCAGUAAAAUCAUUACGAUCAAAAUUAGUUGAAAUUAAAUUAGGUGAAUUAGUUAUAAUGGUAAGUUUAAUUAUUUUAUAAUAAUUCAUCAAGUUAAGUGAGCUCCAAAUAUGAAGGUUAUGAGUUUUGCGACAGAUUGUAACUGUGUGUUAUUUUUCCUUGUGCAUCACCAGUCGACUUAGCACAGUCCAGAGCAGUGGCGGAUUUAGGGAGGGGGGGGGGGCAAUGGGGGUGAUCGCUCCCCUUCCGAAUUUUUUUUUACAGCAAAAAUGAACGAAAAAAUAGAUUCACACUACUUCUGUUGGACUCACAAAAUAGCUUUUAACCAAAAACGAUCCCCCCCCCC